AUGAAGCGCAGCCAUUCACCUAUACCAGCCACUGGUCAAAAGGUCCGCGACAGUUGUGGAUUCAGGAUAAAAUCGCAAACUUUGGAAAAGCUGAUCCUGAUCACAGAGGAGGAGUCUGAAGGUGCUAAGUAUAUAAUUGAAGGUAGACUUAGGCGGGUAAACCCCUACUUUUUCACCUAUUUAACAUACUGUAAGUUAAGAUGGAGAGACCGUAAAUUGGUGGACAUCUUUGUUAACGAGUUUAGAGAUCGAGAUGCGGAUUUCUAUAGGAAGAAUAUCGAAGCAGGUAAAGUCACCUUAAACGGUAAGCCUGCCAAUCUCGAGUCGGUGGUCAAGAAUGGGGAUCUCAUUAGUCACAAGAGUCAUCGUCACGAACCACCUGUUUCUUCGCAACCAAUUAAAAUUGUUCAUGAAGAUGCAAAUAUUCUCGCUAUCGACAAACCAUCUGGAAUCCCAGUGCACCCGACAGGAAGAUAUCGGUUCAAUACGAUCACUAAAAUAUUCCAACAUGAGAUGGGGUUGAUCGUACACCCAUGCAAUAGGCUCGAUAGAUUGACUUCGGGGUUGAUGUUCUUGGGUAAAAACGCUCAUGGUGCUGAUGAUCUUGCCCAGCAGAUAAAGAAUAGAUCUGUCAGUAAGGAGUAUAUUGCCAGAUGUGUGGGCCAAUUUCCCACUGAUACUAUUACGUGCGAAGAACCAUUAAGAACCAUUCAGCCCAAGCUUGGUUUAAAUAGAGUCGAUAGGGAAAACGGUAAAGAAGCCAAGACAGGGUUUAAAAGGGUUUCUUACGAUCCAGUAUCGAACACUUCUAUUGUAAAGUGCAAGCCAUUCACUGGCAGAACCCAUCAAAUUAGAGUUCAUUUGCAAUUUUUGGGCCACCCGAUUGCCAAUGACCCUAUUUAUUCUAGUGAGUCUGUCUGGGGCCCAGAAUUAGGAAAGGACGGUCACGGUAAUACUGAUGAAAUCGAAUUGAAGUUGGAUUCUAUCGGUAAGACUAGAGCUUCAUCUACUUGGAUUCACCCUGAAGCUGACGGAGAACACCUUGCUGAAAGACAAUGCGAGAUAUGUGAAACAGAUUUGUAUACCGAUCCUGGUCCAAACGAUUUGGAAUUGUGGCUCCAUGCAUACAAGUAUGAGUCCACCGAUGAAAACAAACCUUGGUCGUACAAGACUGAAUAUCCAGAGUGGGCUGUAGAACCACAUCGCAAAUUUAUGGAAUUGGCCAUUGAAGAAGCAAGAAAAUGUGGAGAAACUCAAACCCAAUUUAAUGUUGGAGCCGUUUUGGUUCACGAAGGUGAAAUCAUAUCUACCGGGCACUCUAGAGAGCUACCUGGAAACACACAUGCGGAGCAAUGUGCCUUGGAAAAAUACUUCACUAAAACUGGUAAAAAUGAUGUUCCAGUAGGAACAGAACUAUACACGAGCAUGGAACCUUGUACAUUAAGACUUAGUGGCAACUUGCCCUGUACAGACAGAAUAUUGAGCACUAACAUCAAAACAUGCUUCGUCGGGAUAGUAGAACCAGACACCUUCGUCAAAAACAACACUAGUAUCAAGAGACUUGAGGACCAUGGGGUGGAGUAUAUACACAUACCUGGGUACGAAGAAGAGUGUGUAUCAAUUGCAAAGUUUGGUCACGAUAAGAUAAAAGAUGAAGGAGAAGAAGAAAAGGUAAAAAGAGUAGAAAAUAAUUCAAAUAAAGAGAUAAAUGAGGGAAAGGCAUAA
Messenger RNA from Dujonia railenensis, 1725 nucleotides. Lineage: Eukaryota; Fungi; Ascomycota; Pichiomycetes; Serinales; Debaryomycetaceae. The record is from the annotation of a GenBank genome assembly.